ACACACGGCAGGACAGUGCUGGGUGAGAACACAGCACAGCAUCCCACUUGAUUUUUUUCAGCAGCAGUUCCAGCACUAAGUCUUAGCUGAGGGCUGCAGAGUGUUGAGAUUGCACUGCUGAGCAGGGUACAGAAUCCCAAUCCCACCUGGGGCCUGCAGGAACCAGGUCAGGAUUCCGCUGUGCUACCCCAGCCCUCCCCUUCUCUGCUGUUUCAGUUCUUUGGGACAUUCUGUGCUGUUUUAUUCAUUUCUCCCCAGCUUCUCUUCCCUGCCUCGUCACUGUCUUUCUUUGAAAUGCAUCUCACACUGAGUGACCUUUCCAGGCCCGCUAGCUCUCCGCUCACCCUCUUGCUAGGGGAAUUUAAUCUGCUGGCACUGCAGUUGUUUCUGUGCCUUUUAUUAGACAUGCAUUCUUGGUGGCACCCUACGACCUUUAAAUUCAACCGAGCUGAAAAGCACACAAAGUAGCCAGCUCUGGCUUUCUCUGAUGAGGAACUUUUUUAGCAAGGUUGGAGGGAGGAUAAAGGAAGCCCAGUGUCUCCUUGCAGGGCUGGCACGACAUCUGCUCCCCUUUGUCUUGAUGGGCUUCAGGAAUCCCACUUGAGGCUCGUGCAGUGUGGCUGAGCUCUCCUCCAUUGAAACACUGCAGCUUCUCACCUCAGUUUGCUGUUGCCAGCACCUGCAGCAGGAUGCAGAGCUUUGUUCUGGACUGGAAUUCAGCUGUUAACCCAUCUGCUGUGGAGGUGCAUCACUCUGAGCAGGCAUUUCUCUACCACUGUGCCAUUCCUGGAGGCCUUGAAGGCCCCAGCUCUCACCUGGGGGUGCUCCAUGUCCCCUGCUUUCCAGCAGCCCACGCCUCACACCAGUGUUGGAGUUCACAAGCUAUAAAAAGUCUUCCCUUUGCCAUUUGGAGUUAUGUUCUGCAGUCUCAGCACAUCUGCGUGCUGCAGCUCCUGCAUGGCUCAGGGCUCUGCAGCCUGAAGAGAGAGCAGGGCUUGGGACGGGGCACAGGGACAACUCCCAUCGUCCUUCUGGAGAAACUCCUCAGGUUGGGAGCCCUCAGGGAUGGGAAGAGGCCCGGUGCCCCCCUCAGUGGGGACUUCCUAAUCUGAAAGCCAUCUCCUCCAGGCCGCUGGUCCUCAGCCUCCCACAGGGCUGCUUUCCGCUUUUAGUGAGCAGAGGCACCUCAGGCUGCUGAGGAAGGUCAGGAGAGCCGCGGGGAGCCGCAAAGCAGGGCAGCACAGGCCCCGGGGAGCGGCGGCCGGGAUGCAGCGCGGGGAGCUGAGCGCCUGCGGCUCCGUGGAGGUGAAGGAGCGGCCCCGCGAGGGGGCGCUGUGAUGCCGCCUCCCGCCUCGGCGUACUGCAUCUCCCAGCAGGCGGUGCGGCUUGACGUCACUCUCUCACGUGACGCGGGGAGGCGGGGCGUCGGGCGGAAGCGCGGCCCUGAGGCAGGCGCGGCGGCGGAAGCGGAGCCGACGGGCGGUGGAGCGGCCAUGGUGUCCGGCAAGCAGCUGGCUGAUUUCGGCUACAAGGCCUUCUCCGGUUCCAUGAUGCUGCUGACGGCGUACGGCGGGUACCUGUGCGGCGUCCGGGCCUACCGCUUGCUGCAGAACCGCCGCGCCCGGCAGGCCUCGGCCGGCCCCGAGAGCUGAGGGCGGAGGGCUCGGUGCCGCCGCGGCGCCGAGCUGCGCUCUCGGAAGGGCCCGGAGCGCAAUAAAACCACGUGGAAACGCC
Messenger RNA from Lagopus muta (rock ptarmigan), 1734 nucleotides. RefSeq lists its product as uncharacterized. The transcript is spliced from 2 exons. The coding region runs from base 1338 to 1652 and encodes 104 amino acids. Gene Ontology annotation, biological process: mitochondrial respiratory chain complex IV assembly. Lineage: Eukaryota; Metazoa; Chordata; Aves; Galliformes; Phasianidae. The record is from RefSeq and is a predicted model, not a curated record. Gene Ontology annotation, cellular component: mitochondrion.